AUUAUUUGUCAACUAAGACAAAGGACACUUCCUACCUCCUUCCUCAUCAUUGUGCUCGACCAACCCCCUCCAAGAAGAAGAAAAUUGAGCUCUCAAAACACUCUCCAUUGCUACAGCUCGAGCUCAAGCCAUAGAGGCCCAAGGAGGAAGAUUUGAGAAGGAAAAAGUUGAGAAAAGUGUGAUUAAUUAAGGAACUUGUAAAGGGUAUUUCAAGUGAUUUCACAAAGUUGGAAAAGUCGCCGGAGUUGACCAAAAGUCGCCGGAGUUUCACCGGGGUUCAACCAAGAAGGGUAGAACUUCAUAACGCUAGUUUCAAGGUUGAAGCUAGGGCUUGCUACCUGCACCUUCUUACGGGUGAUAUCAACUUCAGGGAGACGUGAAAUGGAGGGCAGGCGAAUGGCAACCAGGAACAAUCCGAGGGGGCAGGCGCCGGUAGCAUCCCAAAGGGGAAGCUGGGCUGCAUCUCGGGGUUCAAGAGGAGGCCGUGGAAGCCGUGGAGGUCAUAGGGCUCAAACUGUGAGCGACGGCCAUGUUAGUUCGGUGUAUGAAACCAACACCGAAGACUACGACUCUACAUAUGUUCCGGAAAUGGAGCAUGAGGAGACCCCAUAUGAUGGGGGUGACACGUACACUGACGAUGAUGAUGAAGAGAGUGAUGCCAUUCAACCAAAGAUCAAUAGAGCAGCUGAGUUUUUGGCUUAUCGAAACACCUCAAUUAAAACCAAUAAUCAUCAUUUUAAUCAUUUUGUCGGUAUUCUCAAGUUUGAUGCUAUUAGUUAUCCGUAUGUUUGUUUAAUUUAGAAUAGGCUUUGGUUUGGUCUUCC
Molecule: messenger RNA, 824 nt
Organism: Cuscuta epithymum
Lineage: Eukaryota; Viridiplantae; Streptophyta; Magnoliopsida; Solanales; Convolvulaceae
Source: the annotation of a GenBank genome assembly